AUGGGUGCACAUUCACACACCGCCCAGCGCCGUGCGCACGGCGUACGUACACCGACUGCGUUCGGUGGAGCCUCAAUAAGUGGGUGCAACCUGGGGAAGAUGCACCAGAUUAACUGCUGGUGGCCCAGCUACCUGCUGGUCAUCGCCUGCCUGGCAGUGGCACCGUCCAGAAGUCAGGACUGCUCAGUGGAGAAAAUGGACAACACCAUCAUCAACAUAAACCUAGCGCUCUCCCAGGGCGUCAGGGGCACAGAGCCGGUUUACACCUCAAGCCCAGGAGCUUGCGUACGUGCUUGCUGCUCAGGAAAACCACUGCCAGGAGACAAAAAGUGUAACCUGAUGAUUUUCGAUGCUCGAAGGACAAGCACACAUCCAAACUGCUAUCUUUUUUAUUGCCCUAGCGCAGCGGCCUGUCCAACGAAACCGGCAAUGGGACUUGUGAGCUACAAGAUAACUAGAGACAUCCAAGCUCUGGAGGAUACAGCCUUCAGAAAUGGAUACUCUUUGUCUUUUGGUGCUGGAGACUUUACUUCUCGCAGUCCAGUGAGCCGUCUGAAUCAUGCCGCUGCUUUGCAACAAUCUGAUUUUCACCCAACACCUGAACUCCCAAACCAUGUGGCCAAGCAGGUAGACAGUAGUGAAUUUCCUACAGAUUCACUUGAAAUGCAAGGUCAAAAACAUCCUGAAAGCUUCAACUCCACCCCAUGGCAGAAAGUCAAUAACUUGCUGCCUACAAAGGCAUCCUUCUCUGUUCGAAGUGGAAAUUUCUCAGCUUCACUCUCCAUGGCUCAGCCCAGUGGCCCUGAAGCCAGCAGUGCUCCUCUGCCUACAAGUGUCACCAGGCUGCAGUCCAGUACGAGCUCUCUGCCAGCUGCUGCUGCUAAACCUGGUGCUCUCACCACCACCACAGAGACCUUCCUGCCUAGAGCUGAACCUGGCAGACCAGCUGCCCGCACUGCUGCUACUCAUGUUCCUUUUUCAAGUCCCAGGACUUCUACCACUACAGCCAAAUGGGUGACCACAAAUGGCAGCACCGAGCCAAGGUGGAGAGGGGCAGCCACCCCUCGGACACCAGCAGCUGUCUCCUCCAGUGACAGCAGCCAUGUCACCCUCCACUCUUCAGAUCUCACUCUGCCUGGUAAUGAGUCCCCCGGGGCUUUCCAAAACACCCAUCAGAGUUUUGAGCCAUCUGAUUCACCAAGCUACUUGCUGGAGGGCCUUCUGAGGCAGGGGGAUGUCAUUCGUCUGGGAGAAAAAAGCAGUCUUGUAGCAGCUUUAUUUUUUGGGGUGAUAUUCCUGUUACUAGUUAUUGCACUGACAGGGAAGAAAGUCCAUGAAUCACUUCAGAAGAGACGCUACACCAGACUGGAUUACUUGAUCAAUGGAAUAUAUGCGGAUGUGUGAUGGGAAGGGGAGAG
This is a messenger RNA of Tinamus guttatus (white-throated tinamou), 1418 nucleotides long. It is a transcript of the gene MANSC1, whose product is annotated as MANSC domain containing 1. Lineage: Eukaryota; Metazoa; Chordata; Aves; Tinamiformes; Tinamidae. The record is from RefSeq and is a predicted model, not a curated record.